Vanessa atalanta (red admiral) is the source of this 1118-nucleotide messenger RNA. Its product is annotated as extensin. Lineage: Eukaryota; Metazoa; Arthropoda; Insecta; Lepidoptera; Nymphalidae. Bases 88 to 891 code for a protein of 267 amino acids. The record is from RefSeq and is a predicted model, not a curated record. The transcript has 3 exons.
CUCCGUCAGUUCAUUGAUGGCGAGCGCGGUGCGCAGGCGCAACCACCACGCUGCCACUCCACAACCACUCGCCGAAGCGCGCGCAACAUGGCGGCCCAACAGUGUCUGCCUGUUUUAUGCGUUAUCCUUGUCGUGGCGUUUGCCGAGCCGACUCCAGGAAGGGUUCCGAAGGUGUAUAACGCCCUUAUCACAUCAAACCAGAACUUAGAACCGAGCAAGGCCUUCCCUUUGUACCAGCCCGUUUUACACAACACUUUCCCGUUCCCUCUCCAAACGGUCGUCUAUGGAGACUUGCCUUUAGCAAACGGUUUUCUUCCUGUUCCCGCAUCGCUCCCUAAAGAUACCAAUAUCAAACCUGAACAAACACCGUCAUCGACACCCGAGGCUCCAGUAGUCGCAGAAGCUUCAGAGCAACCUACUCAAGCACCUGAACCGAGUAGCCCAGCCCCAGAAGACGAUAAAGCAACACAAGCACCACCAUUAGCUCCGAAAACCGAAUCACCUGUACCUCUUAACGAAUUCGGCUUGCCACCACAAGUCCUCCCUCUAGGACGUAUAAACCCAGCUUAUCAGUUUACUCAUCUACCUACUUAUCCAUAUGCAUACCCUGGUCUUAGAUUCUAUGAUCCUUACGAUCCUUUUGGAUUCCAUACUUAUGCCAACUGGCCAUUGUAUCAACCAUUGACAAAUUUUAUAGGGCAGCCACUAAUACCUGCAUACAAAGCUGAAUCUCCCGUGGUUUCCUCUCCAGCUGGUGACAAAUCUUCAUCCACUCCGCCACCCGAACCAAGCGAUCUUAACGUUCUCAACUAUUCCAAUAAAGAUCCUGCUAUACCUAAUGUUCCACCGCCGCCAUUACCACAGGGUGGUUUGAAAGCCGAUACCGAAUAAAAUGAAAAUGUAAAAGAAAUUUUCAUUUAAUCUAAUCUCAAUCAAAUGAAAUCUCGACUCUUAAAUCUUGUCUAUUAUGUUUAAGAAAUAUUGUAUAUAAGUUAUAUUGUACGUUCAUAUCUGUAAUGCUAAGAUUAACACCUUGAAAACAAACCAUACUAUUAAUAUAGUUAUCAUACUUAUACAAUGUACUUACUUUGUGUAAAAAUAAAGUUCCUUAAAUUUAA